Malassezia pachydermatis is the source of this 492-nucleotide messenger RNA. Its product is annotated as calmodulin. The transcript is spliced from 5 exons. Bases 1 to 492 code for a protein of 163 amino acids. The record is from RefSeq and is a predicted model, not a curated record. NCBI's taxonomy places the organism in Eukaryota, Fungi, Basidiomycota, Malasseziomycetes, Malasseziales, Malasseziaceae. Gene Ontology annotation, molecular function: enzyme regulator activity; calcium ion binding.
AUGGCGGAGCACCUGAACAAAUUGCUGGUAGGUACCUGCGCAGAUCGCCCGAGACUGACACCUGCGCUAGAAUUCAAGGAGGCCUUUUCGCUGUUUGACAAGGACGGCGAUGGCAGCAUCACUACGAAGGAGCUUGGCACUGUCAUGCGUUCGCUCGGUCAGAACCCGACCGAGGCGGAGCUGCAGGAUAUGGUGAACGAGAUCGAUGCGGACGGUGAUGGCACGAUUGACUUCCCUGAAUUCCUUACGAUGAUGGCUCGCAAGAUGAAGGAUACGGACAGCGAGGAGGAGAUCAAGGAAGCGUUCCGAGUAUUCGACAAGGACGGCAAUGGCUUCAUUAGCGCUGCGGAACUGCGUCAUGUGUAUACUUACAUGGCAGGUGAGAAACUCUCUGACCAGGAGGUGGAAGAAAUGAUUCGCGAGGCUGAUACCGAUGGCGAUGGCCAGAUCAACUACGACGAGUUCGUUCGGCGCCGUGCUUAUGCGCAGUAA